Molecule: messenger RNA, 5475 nt
Organism: Herpailurus yagouaroundi (jaguarundi)
Lineage: Eukaryota; Metazoa; Chordata; Mammalia; Carnivora; Felidae
Product: zinc finger protein 426-like
Exons: 7
Coding region: 738-2495 (585 amino acids)
Biological process (GO): regulation of cytokine production; regulation of immune system process; negative regulation of transcription by RNA polymerase II
Cellular component (GO): nucleoplasm
Molecular function (GO): RNA polymerase II cis-regulatory region sequence-specific DNA binding; DNA-binding transcription repressor activity, RNA polymerase II-specific
Source: RefSeq, a predicted model, not a curated record
GCAGGAGGUGGGAGUCCAAGGCCGGUUUUAGUCGGGGUCGGCGGUGGUCUUGCUUAACGGCCGGGCCGCGCGGCUCGCAUCCGCCUAGACCGCCCGACAGGCCGCUGAGGCCGGCGGUUCUAGCGCGGAGCCGCUGUGGUCCUGCUGGGAGGGCGCGUGCGCGGGGUGUUCGUGGCCACUGUGCUCGCCCGUCCUGCAGUGUGCAAGCGGCCUUUGUGACUUUUGUCCCAAAGGAAAAGAGUUUCUGCUGCUGGGAGUGGCCCAGACUCCGCCGCGUUACUCGCAGCCUCAGGGACCCGGCCGGUGAGCGUUCUGGAAAGUUGGUUCAGCGGGGCCUGUGUUUCCUUUCGGUGGGCAAGAGGCAGUUUUAUCUGAGAAUGUGGCUUUGUCUGCGCUCGUCUUUUCUUCGGGACACACUGUCUUAGGCAGGUGAUAUGCUUUCUCGGAUGUGUGUAGUGUGCAUGUUUCAGUACCUAGUUAUACACACGUGCUCCACUGGUCUUUGUACUAGAGAAACAGUUUUCACGUCGCUUUUCCUGAGACCCUCCUGAGCCUGUCCAUUCCCACCAAGUUGCAAGCCAGGGACUUCGGGAGAAAAGAAUGGAGGCGUGAAUACUCCAUUUUCAGAAUAACUGGAUUUCCCAUUAACAGGGCAUUUGGACUGUUUUCCAUUUAGUGGAAAGACAUUUUUCUUUCAUAACAUCUUAAACCUGAAGGAAAUGUAAGCAACUACUGCUAUGAAAUGUGCGUUCAGAUUCUUAAGUUGCACUGAAGUGAUCUUGGCAUCAGAUUUCGCAUCAGGCAGAUUUCACCAUCAGUGUCCCAGGAUGGCAGCCAUUGAUUUGACCCGUGAUCUUUCUAGAGAUCAUUUUCCCCUUCAUGAGGAAAACACAGAGGCAGAAAGGAUGGUGGCUGUCUGGCUGAAAAAUUAUCAUCAGAUUUCAGUGACCUUUGACGACGUGGCAUUGGACUUCACCCAGGAGGAGUGGAUAUUACUGGACCUCUCUCAGAGAAACCUAUACAGAAACGUGAUGCUAGAGAACUACCAGAACCUGGUCACAGUAGAAUAUCAACUGUCGAAACCUAAGCUGAUCGCUUGGUUGGAACAACAAGAGCUAAGGGCAGUGGAGCAGGGUAUUUUGCAAGAAUGGGAGACAGGACUUCAGACUAAAGGGUCAGAAUCUCACCAGGAUUUUUUUGGAGGAAAAACAACCAGUGAAAUACAAAAAGAGAGGACCCACCAUGGAGUAGAACUCUCUGACUGUCAGCAAAGUGGGAAAGACUUGAGGAAGCACUUCAACCUGAAGACACACGUGAGAACUCAAAAUAGAGAGAACGCUUUUGAGUGUAACCCGUAUCACAAUGGCUUCCUUACUCCGCAAAAGAAAAACUCUACUAGAGAGAAGCUUUCUGAGUUGAAUCGGUGUGGUGAAAUCUUGCGCCUGACUCCACCUAUCAUGUAUGAGAGAACCAGCCUGGCAGGGAAGUCUUUGGAAUGCAGUGACUGUGGGAAAACAUUCAUUAAUCAUUCCCGUUUUCAGGCGCACAUGAGGAUUCACGCUGGAGGAGAUUUUGAUGAAUGCAAGCCGUUUAUAAGGGCUUCAGUCUUCUCAGCAGGCCAUACUGAGCAUGUGCAGACACACACUCAAGAACCCCAUGAAUGUAAACAAUGUGGGAAAUCUUAUGCAGAUUCCAAGUGCCUCAAUAAUCACAUCAUUCGACUUCACACUGGAAUAAAACCCUUUGAAUGUAGUGAAUGUAGGAAAGCCUUCGCUACAUCCUCCCGUCUUUAUGUGCAUUUGAGACUUCACACCGGAGAGAAACCCUAUCGAUGUAAAGAAUGUGGGAAACACUUCCAGUGGCCCUCGCUCCUUCGUAAACACGUUCGAACUCACAGUGGUGAGAAGCCCUAUAAAUGUAAGGAAUGUGGAAAAGCCGUCAGUCGUUCAUCAGUUCUUAAUGAACAUUUGAGAAUUCACACUGGAGAGAAGCCGUAUAAAUGUAAGGAAUGUGGGAAACGUUUCGCUUGGCUCUCGGUCCUUCGUAAACAUGUUCAAACUCACAGUGGUGAGAAGCCCUAUAAAUGUAAGGAAUGCGGGAAAGCCCUCAGUAGUUCCUCAAUUCUUAAUGAACAUUUGAGAAUUCACACUGGAGAGAAGCCGUAUAAAUGUCAGCAAUGUGGGAAAGCCUUCACUAAUUCCUCACGACUUAGUGUACAUUUGAGAACUCACACUGGAGAGAAACCCUAUCAAUGUAAGGAAUGUGGGAAAGCUUUCGUUUGGCCCUCAGUCCUUAAAAAACAUUUACGAACUCACGGUGGAGAGAAGCCCUAUGAAUGUGGUGAAUGUGAGAAAGCCCUUGGUAGUUCCUCGUAUCUUCAUGAACACUUGAGACCUCACACUGGAGACAGACCCUUUCAAUGUGGUGAAUGUGGGGAAGCCUUUAGGACUUUCUCCUAUUUUCAUAGCCAUUUGAGAAAUCACUCUAGAGAGUAACCCUGUGAAUGUAAGCACUGUGGGCAAGCUUUCACUGCUGCUUUCAUCUGGAUUCAACACUUAAGAAUCCACACUGGAGAGAAGCCCUGUUGAUGUAAGGAAUGUGGGAAAGACCUCACUUGGUCCUCCAGCCUUCACAAGCGUAUACAGACUCACAGUAGAGGGAAGCCCUGUGAGUGUACGGGAUGUGAGAAAGCCUACACCACUUCCACAACUGCAAAUACACGUUUGAAGUCCCACUGGAGAGAAGCCCUUUGAGGGCACACACGGAGGGGAGGCGUUCACCGUUUGCUCAAGCCGAACUCCAUGCGUAAAAACUGAUACCGCAGAGCAACCCCUUAGACAUAAAGGAGUGCGAGAAAGCCUUCACGUCAUGGUCACAACGUAACACCUAAAAAAUGCACCAUAGAUUAUGUACAGAAUAAUUGUGACCAAAUUUGUUACCCAGUUGAUUUCAAAAACAUGACCACCACACUGGGGGAAAACUGUAUGAAUAUGAGGAAUGUGGAAAAGUCUCUAGGUGUCCCACUGAAUACAUGAAAAAACUCACUAAUUAGAUGCCCCGUGAAGGUAAGCAAUGUGGGAAGGCAACCAGUCUCCUACAGAGCACGCUGGAGGAACACAGUGAAGUGGUUAAAUGUAAGAGACGUGGAACUCAGCUUAUAGGAUGGGUUUAUAUAUCUGUUAUGAACAUGUGCCACUCUGCCCUGACCAUUUUGGGGAAGGGUCUGGCUUCCUGCCCCUGAGAGUUUGCUGGUCUAGUUUCUACACCUUGGUUGCAGCCUGGUCCCAAGUGAGACUACCACCGUUAGACUUAAUGCUGUUCAAGCCACCUGGGUUGUCUGGUCGCGUGGACCUUGUCUAAUACUGUGAAGACGAUGAACAUUUGAAGUAGUUAGUUCACUGCUCAGAGAGUCCACCGAUGGUGCCUCAUGGAGGUGAAGGUGUGGGGGUGGUAUAUGUCUCUAAAUUUCCUGAAAAUGCUCUUGGUUCUGUCUCACACCUGAUCUUUCUGGGUCAGAAAAGACUUUAGAAAUGGUGAGGGUUAUACACCCAGAUUUCAUAGCUCUGCAAAGAGAGCUACACACCCAGUACUGGGUUAGAAAAUACUUUCAAUCUCAGUGUGCGGAGAGAUUGGGAACAGAGCUCCUAGGUCACCACAACCCGGAAGAAACCAAUUAUGUUGUUUGCCUGUGUUUAGAAAUAGCUGCAGCUGGCACGUGACUUGCUGGUUAGUUUCUCAUCCUUUCAUAUGUGGGAGAUAGAGAACCUUGUGAAUAUGGCAAGUCCUGAUAAUCUGAAGUACUUGCUGCCACCACUGGCAGUUCUUCAAAUUGACCUUUGGAUAGAGACGCAGAAUCUACCAGAACCUUGUUUCCGUACUGAGUUGACACAUUCAUACACUCGUGACCCUUGAGCAGCCUUUAGUUUUGUUGUGGGUGGCCUUGGAGGCCACAGCAGCUUAAUGUCAUGUUCGUUUGGGUUUAAACCAGUGGAGUACACGCCGAGUCAAAUGUAGUGAUGAUCCUGAUCAGAAGUGACCUGGGCACAUUUGUCUUAGGUUUAUGUUUGGAGGAGGUUGGGAUAUGAAGUGAUUCUCUUGGGUGUAGGUGGGGGUGUAGGCUUCACUGCUUCGUGUGGGUUGCAGUGUAGAAUACGCUGGCCUUCGGUGGCAUCAUUGGAUUAUUGCAAAGCCUACCUGUCCUCAUUCCAACGAUCUGAUACCCUCAUCAGUAACAUCUGUGUUUGUCAAUAACCACGCUUGCCGACUUUUUGUCUCAUUAGAUCCUCUUUUCGUAGUCUGAUUGUCUCUUCCUUAAUAAGAAUGUCUUCUAGAUGGGGAAAUGUAAAGCACUUUCCACCUGGUGGGUCUCACUGCUGUGACCUCCUUUUACUAUGGGAGAAGCCUGGCAGUGUAGUUCAGUUCUGCUGGAACCAUUCUUCCCAGAGAAGCUUGGUUGCCUCCGUGGUGUACACUGUGGUACCCCCCAUGCUGGACCCCUUCAUCUACAGCCUGAGGAAAAGGAUGUGAUGGGGGCCCUGGGAAGUCUUCACCUAAGAGAGAUGGGCCCUGAUGGGCCACUGGUCUCAGAACCGAGAGGAUAUUGUGGGCCCCAAAUGCAAAUGUUGUGGAUUUAAAUCUUGUGGUUAUUUUUCUCUUGUAAUAGAAACUUCAUUUCCUUUGUUCCCAGAGCACCCAUGACGUGCUUGUAUUUGUCUUUGUCUUUGUUUCUCAACAACCUCUUUAGUAGUUCCUUUGUUACCUUUCUUCCCUAAUUACAGUUCCAAAAUUCUUUGGUCAGAUUUCCUGUAGCCAUUCCUGACAUGGCCAACAUUAGAUGUGAAACACUUCCAUCAAGUGCUGGCCUGCUUUCCUCAACUGCCCUCUCAAAUGUUGAUACUCUUCAAGUGCAUUUAUUUGGGUGCAUUAUUCACAUGAAGAAGGGGCAUGAAAAGGCUACUGCAGUUGUAAUUAAAGUCCUUGCCAUGUCAAAACUGUUCAUCCUGUUUUACAUGUAUAAUUUCAUGCAAUUAUGAUGUUUCUUACAGAGAUGUUCUCAUUUACCCCAUUUCCCACAAAUAGCUUGUGAUUGCAAUGGAUUCUACCAUAGAAACAAGGGAUGUGAUUUUCAACUUCCAGUGUAGGAAUGUGAUUUGAGUGGUAGUUUGCUUAGGAGUUUCUAUGUAGUAUGUUGCAUAGAAGUCUGAGAUACUGCCUCAUUCUUUGCCUUCUGUCGUCCUCCUAUCAAUCCCUCUUUUCUUAUCCAUGUUUAAUUGCACCUUUAUUUUCCAUCAUUGCUACCUUAAGAUAUGCCCCAGGACCUCAGGUGGAAACUCCUUUUCUCAUUGCAUGAUUGGCAGCUGGUGGAGGGAAAGAAGAAUGAAAAAUGAGUGUUUGAUGGGUAGAGUUUCCCUUUGGGAAUAUGAAACCAUCUGGAAACAGCGGUAAUGGUUGCACAAAACAAAAACAGAAAAAAAA